UUCCUCUCUUAAACCCUCUUCUUUCCCUCUCUUUUUUCUUUCCUUCUUAGCCGCCUCAAAGACCUUCAAAGACAGAAAGAAAACAAAGAAAAAGAAGAAAGAAGCAAAGACCCUUUUCUCUUAUUCCUCUGCUUAUUCUUUCUCAGCUAAGUUUCCGUCGUUUUUAAUCUGAUUCCUUGAUCAAAAUCCAAUCUUUUUCUCUUCUCCUAGCCAAAAAAAAAAAAAUUCUUGGGUUUAUUCUGAUUCCCACAAAAAAAAAACAAAAAAAAAAAACCUACAAAUUUUUUCUUUCUUUUUCCAUGGGGUUCUCAAAGAAAUCUCAGAUUGAUGGAGGCUUAGAAUCCGAAGGCAGAAAGUGGGUGAUCGCCGGAAUUUCCGUACGGAGCUCUCUGAAGCCGAUAAACACGAAACCCCGAGGGAAAGACAUCGAAGAAGACGACAACGAGGAAUCGUGUUCGACGACGCCGACGGAGAAGGAGGCAAGAAUUCCUGAGAGGCUGCCGUGCCCGCCGGCUCCGAGGAAGCGGCGACCGGCUUUGAGAUGUAACAAUAAUAGUUUCAAUGGCGUUAGAGAGUUCUUUACUCCGCCGGAUUUGGAAACAGUGUUCAUACGCCGGCAAGUUGAGAAAGCAAAUUGACUUUGAGAGAUUUUCAGACUAGCUAGCAACAUAAGAAACAAGUUAUAAGUAGAGUUAGUGAAUUAGAAGUUUUCUUUUUCUUGUUUUUUUUUUUUUUUUCCUAUUCUCUCUUUUGUG
This is a messenger RNA of Morus notabilis, 755 nucleotides long. Its product is annotated as cyclin-dependent protein kinase inhibitor SMR6. NCBI's taxonomy places the organism in Eukaryota, Viridiplantae, Streptophyta, Magnoliopsida, Rosales, Moraceae. The record is from RefSeq and is a predicted model, not a curated record. The coding region runs from base 300 to 638 and encodes 112 amino acids. The transcript has a single exon. Gene Ontology annotation, biological process: regulation of DNA endoreduplication.